Sesamum indicum (sesame) is the source of this 2041-nucleotide messenger RNA. RefSeq names its product serine/threonine receptor-like kinase NFP. Gene Ontology annotation, biological process: protein phosphorylation. Lineage: Eukaryota; Viridiplantae; Streptophyta; Magnoliopsida; Lamiales; Pedaliaceae. The record is from RefSeq and is a predicted model, not a curated record. Gene Ontology annotation, molecular function: ATP binding; protein kinase activity.
AUGGCAAUCUCUCGUAACACAUCUCUGGGAAUCUAUUAUCUCUUUCUUAUAUUUGUAAUCUCCAUAGUUACUGCUCAAUUUCCUAAUAAUACUGCAGGCACAGAAUUUACAUGGUCGGCAGGCUCACCAUUGUCGUGCAAUACAUAUGUUACAUAUCGUGCAAGACAGCCCUAUUCUGAUCUUGGAAGUAUAUCUGAUCUGUUUGGAAUAAGCAGAAUGGAUAUAGCAUCAGCCACUAGUCUCACAUCGGAGAAUCAUUCACUGUUUCCGGAUCAGCUUUUACUGAUACCCAUCAAAUGUACUUCCAAUGGAACACAUUAUUUCUCCAACGUCACCUAUCGGAUCAAGAAGGAUGACAUCUUCUAUUCGGUUUCAAUCAAGCCGUUCCAGAAUCUGACGAACUAUUAUGUGGUUGAGGAGAUGAACCCCAUGCUGAAUCCAAACAACUUGACGAUUGGGGUGGAGGUGGUCUUUCCUUUGCUCUGUAAGUGCCCCAAGAAGUCAUACACAGAAAAGGGAAUCAAAUACCUUAUCACUUAUAUAUGGCAGCCUGGUGAUCAGAUGUUGUCUGUGAGUAGUAUGUUUAAUGCAUCAAUAUCUGAUAUUGUGAUGGAGAACAAUAACAGAAACUUCAGUGCUGCAAUAUGCCUCCCGGUGUUGAUUCCGGUGAAGUCGCCGAUCCUUUCACAACUUUUUCCUUCUUCAGCUGCUCAUCGGAAAUCGAAACAUCGUUGGGUCCUAAUAGCAAUUUCAAGUGCUGUUAUAGCUCUUUUGAUUGUUUUCUCAGGUCUUGUUGCAUACUUCCAUGUCUUAUACAAGAAAAAGAAGACGUUGGCUCGCAAUGUUUUUUCUGUAGGAACUUCGGAUCUAAUUCGAGCCUACAAAGUGUCCAAAGGUGAACUGUUUGAGCCGAAGACUAUUCAGGAUAAGCUACUCCCUGGAGUAUCAGGCUAUCUUGGCAAGCCAAUAGUGUACGACCUAAAUGUGAUUAUGAAGGCAACUAUGAACCUCAGUGAACGCUACAGAAUCGGAGGGUCGGUGUACAAAGCCAUGAUCAAUGAUCAGGUUCUUGCGGUAAAGAAAACAAGAGAUGCAGCAGAGGAGCUCCAAAUACUACAGAGGGUAAGUCAUGCAAACUUAGUGAAGUUAAUGGGAGUUUCCUCAGAUGAUUAUGGGAACUUUUACAUAGUCUAUGAAUAUGUUGAGAAUGGAUCCUUGGAUAAGUGGCUGUCCCCAAAAGUUUCAGCUUCUUCAGCCAGAGUUGAAUCGUUCAGUUGGAACCAAAGGUUGCUUAUAGCCCUAGAUAUAGCCAAUGGUCUCCAGUACCUGCACGAACAUAGUCAACCUAGUAUAGUUCACAAGGAUAUCAGAACAAGCAACAUACUCCUGGAUUCUAACUUUAAAGCCAAGAUCGCAAAUUUCUCUGCAGCCAGACCAGCUACUUGCUCCAUCAUGCUAAAAAUCGAUGUGUUUUCUUUUGGAGUUGUGCUCUUGGAGUUACUUUCGGGCAAGAAGGUGAUGGAGACGAAGGACAACGGUGAAGUUGUGAUGUUAUGGAAAGAAGUAAAGGAAAUCUUGGAUAUUGAAGAUCAAAGGAAAGAGAGACUGAGGAGGUGGAUGGAUCCGCUCUUGAAAAGCUCUUACCCAAUUGAUGAUGCUCUGAGCUUGGCAAUCUUGGCGAGAGCAUGUACAUCAGAGAAGUCCUCCGAGAGACCAAGAAUGGCAGAAAUCGUUUUCAACCUAUGUGUCCUCAUCCAAUCAUCCCCUCAAAUGUCUGAAGAAUCAUGGGUUUCAAAGUUUGAAGCCGAGGAAGUCCUCCCUGUAACAAAUCCAGUCAUAGCUCGUUGAGCAUUUUCCGUGUUGCUAUUCCACUCAGAGCUCAUAGUAGCUUUCCUAAUUCUCAGUCCAGUCAUAUUCGCACAGGUUCUAGUUACGACAUAAUGUAAUGAGAAGUUAACAGAAACUCUCUUGUUCUGCACUUACAAAAAUGUAAACAAUCUAUGUCAGUGUAUAUGGGGAGAAAAGACCUUAUUCUGAACAA